This is a messenger RNA of Fomitopsis serialis, 465 nucleotides long. Its product is annotated as GCN5-related N-acetyltransferase. Gene Ontology annotation, molecular function: acyltransferase activity, transferring groups other than amino-acyl groups. The coding region runs from base 1 to 465 and encodes 154 amino acids. The record is from RefSeq and is a predicted model, not a curated record. The transcript has 3 exons. Lineage: Eukaryota; Fungi; Basidiomycota; Agaricomycetes; Polyporales; Fomitopsidaceae.
AUGUCCAAGGGACAUACGAAAAUCUCGGGAGCGAUGGUCUUGAAGCCGUCGACAGACCGGCAUCAUGUCAAAAUCAAGCAAAUAUCGCCGGACGAGACGGUCCCGCUUCGCCACACAGUACUGUGGCCCAGCCAUCCCGUGUCGCACGUCCUACUCCCUGAGGACAACCAGGGUUCUCACUAUGGAGCUUCCCUCCCGCACGGCGACCAUCCAAUCGCCGUCAUUUCUGUCUUCAAAGAACCGCUGCCUUGCGAUCCGUCUCAUCAAGGACGCGACAUUGGCACAAUGUUACUGAAGCACGUCUUCGAGAUAGCUGCUAGCGACCUUGGGUGCGAUGUCAUUUGGUGCGAUGCGCGGCUUGCCACGGCGGAGUGGUACGAGCGGAGAGGGAUGUCCCGCUUCGGAGAGAUCUUCCACAAGGGAGACAUACCUUACGUCCGUAUGAAAGGAUCUCUGAGCCACUAA